Messenger RNA from Trichoderma atroviride IMI 206040, 754 nucleotides. The record is from RefSeq and is a predicted model, not a curated record. Lineage: Eukaryota; Fungi; Ascomycota; Sordariomycetes; Hypocreales; Hypocreaceae.
AAAGCCGAGAUAUCGCUGGCACAGUAGAGUAGUUAGAGUGCUCCAAGUAAGAGAGCGGCUUCCGGCGGACACGAUGCUCUUUUGGGGAAAGACGAGGGCUGCCGGUGUCCGGAGCGGCUACUUGUAUAUAGCACUGGCGAGGGAAAAAAAAGACGACCAAAGGACGACAACAAAGGGUUCAAAGACACUCUCGGACAAACAUGUCUUUUUCCCCACGCCGGGUGAAAAGUCGUACGAUUUUCUCGCAACUAGUAAUAUUAGAACCCUCGCAACGCACACUAGCGGCUGGAGGUUGUUCAUCUGGGCCGCUCCAUUUAGAUUCCGUGUCUCGGAAUGGCGAUGGCCACGGAUCAGUGUAUGUACCCCAUAUUUCCAUUGGUAAUUAAUCAGUAGAGCGUGCUCUAGUGGUGUAGCACGCUAUGGCGAUCUCACAUCUUGCAACUCCGCGCGUGUAGUGGUGGCGGUAGGUAGCCGACCAUCUGGAUGAAUCCUCGCGACACACCCGCAUUAUUGCCGGUUCUUUCCCUCCGACAAUGCUGAAACUGAAUCAUUCAUCACUCGCAAAAGCUGUUGAUUGGUACCAUCUCGGAAGAGCCCACGAGUUACAAGGGGAAGGGAAACACCAGCAGUGCAAUCAAUACCUACAUGUAUAGAUAGACGGCAUUGCCACGUUCUGGCCCUUUUGUGAAAGGAUUAAGCUGCACAGGGUGCUCCGUACACGCCUGUCAGUAUCCUUCCUAGUGAGAUGCUCGAU